This is a messenger RNA of Aspergillus tubingensis, 267 nucleotides long. RefSeq names its product sugar (and other) transporter family protein. The transcript is spliced from 3 exons. The record is from RefSeq and is a predicted model, not a curated record. The coding region runs from base 1 to 267 and encodes 88 amino acids. Lineage: Eukaryota; Fungi; Ascomycota; Eurotiomycetes; Eurotiales; Aspergillaceae.
AUGUUCCCAAACCUACAGAGCUUGUCCGAAGAGGACGAAUAUAAGGAUAACCCGGCACCUUCCGGCCGGCGGCGGUCGUCUGUGGUUCCACCUAGCCUGCAGUUCCUCGUCGAUCAGGACUCUCAGCAAGCUAGUAAUGAGCCCGCUGAGUGGGAAAAGUCAUGGGAUCAAACGACUGAAAACCCGGAGCUUUGUGAUUUCUUGGAUCGAGUCUCCUCUCGAGAUCCAACUGAUCCAGACCGACAAGGGACUCAACGAAUCAUGUAA